AGAGACCACCACCAUCCAUCCCAUCAAACCAAAAACAAUAUUCUUUCAACAUAAUUAAGCAAUGGCCAAGCUUCUCCAAACCCUAAUUCCAAUCCUUUUCUCCAUCGCCUUGCUCCUCGCCGCAGCGCGCUCACAAACCAUCUCCUUCACCUAUGAUUUCUCCGGCGAUCAGCACCCAAAGGACCUAACCUACCAAGGCACCGCCCACUUUUCAUCGGACACCACCUACCUCCGCCUCACUGACGCGAAGGCGGCCCAAGCCGGCCGAGUCUUGUACUCGAACCCGGUCCAGUUCUGGCAAACCGGGGGCCAGGUCGACUUUGAAACCACCAUAAACUUUAUCAUUACUCCCAUAGAGGACAUAUUACCGGCCGAUGGCAUCACCUUCUUCGUCGCCCCCGUCGGCUCCACCAUCCCCGCCGGUUCCACCGGCGGAAACCUCGGAAUCUUCAACUCCUCGGGCACCGGCCCCACUGUCUUCGCCGUCGAGUUUGACCCAUAUGCCAACGAUCAUUGGGAUUCAAAUUUCCGCCAUGUUGGGAUAGAUCUCGGAUCUAGGGUUUCCAGCAAUACGACGGAGGUCGGUGGCGCCAUAACCGGGCAGCAGGUGACUGCCCGAAUCAACUACGAGGAAGCCACGAAGAUGAUCACCGUUCAUGUCAUUGCCGGCACGAAGAAGUUCGACGUCAGCUAUGAGUUCGACUUGGGCAGCUUUCUUCCUGAGAAGGUCCAAGUCGGGCUCUCCGCCUCCACCGGAGACAACGUUGCCACCCACGACAUUGUGUCUUGGUAUUUCAGCGCCACCAUGGUGAAUAUGAAGAAGAAUAUGGACGCCAUGAUUCGGCAAUACGUGUGAUGUGUGUGUGUGUGUUUGUUUGUACCGUGAAUAAGGGCUAGGCUAGCUAGCGAUUGAUUUU
Messenger RNA from Salvia miltiorrhiza (redroot sage), 917 nucleotides. RefSeq names its product lectin alpha chain-like. Gene Ontology annotation, molecular function: carbohydrate binding. NCBI's taxonomy places the organism in Eukaryota, Viridiplantae, Streptophyta, Magnoliopsida, Lamiales, Lamiaceae. The transcript is spliced from 2 exons. Bases 62 to 856 code for a protein of 264 amino acids. The record is from RefSeq and is a predicted model, not a curated record.